CCUGUGGGAUCUGUUCCCAGCUCUCGUGAUCCACAGGGAGGAGGAAAACCUUGCCGUGUUCAUGUGAGAGAUGGCGAAUGCCGAGGUGAGCGUCCCUGUGGGUGAUGUGGUGGUUGUACCAAGUGACGGGAAUGAAGGGGAGAACCCGGAGGAUACCAAAACCCAGGUGAUCCUGCAGCUCCAGCCGGUGCAGCAAGGGAUUUACCAGGAGGGCUCCGAGGCCAGUGCUGCCGUGGUGGCCGUGGAAACCCACACCAUCCACAAGCUGGAAGAAGGGAUUGACCCCAGCACCCUGGAAACGAGCGAGGAGAUCGAGAUCGCCUACCCCAUCACCUGCGGGGAGAGCAAGGCCAUCCUGCUCUGGAAGAAGUUUGUCUGUCCAGGAAUCAAUGUCAAGUGUGUGAAGUUCAAUGACCAGCUGAUCAGCCCGAAGCAUUUUGUUCACCUGGCUGGGAAAUCCACCCUGAAGGACUGGAAAAGGGCCAUUCGCCUCGGAGGGAUCAUGCUGAGGAAGAUGAUGGAUUCGGGGCAGAUUGACUUCUACCAGCACGACAAAGUUUGCACCAACACGUGUCGGAGCACCAAGUUUGAUCUCCUGAUCAGCAGCGCCCGAGCGCCGGUGCCGGGGCAGCAGAGCGUGGUGCAGACCCCGACCUCAGCUGAUGGGAGCAUCACCCAGAUCGCGCUGUCGGAGGAGAGCAUGGAGGAGGGCAUCGAGUGGAACUCGGCUCUCACAGCUGCUGUCACCAUGGCCACUGAGGAGGGCAUCAAAAAGGACACUGAUGAGAUCUCAGAGGACACGCUGAUGUUCUGGAAGGGAAUAGCUGAUGUGGGGCUGAUGGAAGAAGUGGUGUGCAACAUCCAGAAGGAGAUAGAAGAAGUCCUAAGAGGGGUGCAGCAGAGGUUGGGGCAGUCUCCCUUCCAGAUGACAGAUGCUGCUGUCCUGAACAACGUUGCCCACACAUUUGGUCUAAUGGACACAGUCAAGAAGGUUCUGGACAACAGAAAAAACCAGACAGAGCAAGGAGAGGAGCAGUUUCUUUACACACUAGCAGACCUGGAGCGGCAGCUGGAAGAGCAGAAGAAACUCGCCCGGGACCAGAAGGCCAAGUCCCAGACCAUCCAGAACGUGGUGCUGAUGCCCGUGAGCGCUCCCAAGCCCCCCAAGAGACCCCGCCUGCAGCGCCCAGCCUCCGCCACCGUGCUGAGCCCCUCCACCCCCCUGCAGCAGCCCCAGUUCACCGUCAUCUCCCCCAUCACCAUCGCGCCCGUCGGGCAGCAGUUCUCCGUGGGCAACAUCCCCGUGGCCACCAUCAGCCAGGGCUCCAGCCCCGUGACUGUGCACACGCUGCCCUCCGGCUCCCAGCUCUUCCGAUACGCCACCGUGGUGUCCUCCUCCUCCUCCUCCUCCUCCUCCUCCAAGACCAGCUCCUCGGACACGGUGACCCUGCACCCGUCCUCCAGCCUGGCGCUGCUGAGCUCGGCGGCCAUGCAGGACAGCGGGGCCCUGGCCAACGUGGCGGCUGUGGUCAACCCCGUGGAGCUGGUGGCCAUGGAGUCGGGCAUCACCUCCACCAUCCAGGCCGUGGAGGGCACCUCGGACGACGGGCAGACCAUCAUAGAGAUCGACCCGGCGCCGGAUCCCGAGGCGGACGCGGACGAGCCCGAGGGCAAAGCUGUGAUCCUGGAGACGGAGCUGAGGACUGAGGAGAAAGUGGUGGGAGGAGACGUGGAGGACCACCAGCACCAGGUCCAUAACGUGGAGAUUGUGGUCUUGGAGGACUAGUGGGGAAGGCAAAGCAUCAGUUUGGGGAAGAGUUGGGAAUUUAUCUUAUUUCAGGCUUCUUUUUUUUUUUUUUUUGUUAAGCAUCUUUUCCGGCCACCCCAUUUGUUUCCAUGGAUAUUUUCAUUGUCCUGUAUAUAAUAUAUAUAUAUAUAUAUAUAAUUUUGUUUUUUAAAACA
Manacus vitellinus (golden-collared manakin) is the source of this 1962-nucleotide messenger RNA. It is a transcript of the gene GMEB1, whose product is annotated as glucocorticoid modulatory element binding protein 1. Gene Ontology annotation, molecular function: RNA polymerase II cis-regulatory region sequence-specific DNA binding; DNA-binding transcription activator activity, RNA polymerase II-specific. NCBI's taxonomy places the organism in Eukaryota, Metazoa, Chordata, Aves, Passeriformes, Pipridae. The record is from RefSeq and is a predicted model, not a curated record. Gene Ontology annotation, cellular component: nucleus. Gene Ontology annotation, biological process: positive regulation of transcription by RNA polymerase II. The coding region runs from base 71 to 1786 and encodes 571 amino acids. The transcript has 9 exons.